CACAGCGAGCCACAGCCUUCCAGAAGCCAUCCUCUUCCCAAAGUUAAAGUAAAAUAAAGCUUUCGUUAGCAAUUUUUAGUAACUUUUAACCCAACCGUUUAAUUUCCCCUGCAUUUUAUCCAUCCGAAGAAUUUCUGGUAUGUUUCUCAUCUUGAGCACCGACGUGUAAUGUUUCACUGGCAGCGGCCGCAGAACGUCGCCACAGAUUUAGUUACACAUUGUCCCCGUUGCCAGGAGACGCCCGGGCGACCCCCGCCGCCGCACUGACACCGACUUCGGGAGUCCCAGGCUCCGCACCGUCGUCUCCACAGAUGUCAGGGACAGGAUUGGAUACAAGAUGCUGCAUUACUGCCUCGCUCACAUCGCCUACCAUUUCAGCAGACAGCUACCUAAGCGCAAUAGAGCCAAAUUCCAAAUCCUGUUGGUACUGCUUGUGACCAUCUUCCUUUCCCCGCAGCUGUUUGUGCUUGUUCGACCAAGGUCAUCAAGAUAUUGUGACCAGCCCCUUCUCCACAACCUAACCACAUUCAUUAUCUUCACUUUUCUCAUGACAGGAUUCACGUUCCUGUUGACCUUGAUGGACCCUAUGCCUUGUGAGUUGAAAGCGGCUUUUCAUACAUUUGGAGUUGGAUCAUUUCUACAGGGUGUCUUAACCACUGCAUUCACCAUUGCUGCACCUCAGUGUGUAAACACAACUCCUGAGCUGUACUACCUGUCCCUAGUGCUGUCUGUGCUGAGUAUGCUCGCAACAGUGUUCAUCGUUCCCCUGAUCCCAUUCUGGCUGCUCAACAAUUUCUACCCAGGGAUGCUUCUAAAUCCAGGAUCACGAGCUGGAAUUUGCCACAGGCCAGUUGCUGAUUGCUCAUGUUUGUGGUACGUUUAACAGAAGGCACUCAAAAAAAGAAGAGUCCCACACAGGCAUGAAUAAUGCAUUUGGUUGCCGUGCAACAGAAGCUUCUGGAACAUUCCGCUUCAGGAGUUCACACUAUUCCAGUGGAAGCAACCCAAGCUGAGUUAGUCGAAAGACUUUGAACGGAUUGCCUGUCUGUAUUUGCUUUUGAAGGUUAAGUGGUCUGCAACAGAACAGCUACAUUUGUGGAAUUGUUGGUCCCAUAUCUGCUACGUUACGGAAUCGGGGCCAUUUCAAAUCAGUUUAAAAGUACUGCAGCGGUCAACAUGAAAGUUGCUGGUGCUCACUCAUGGGAAAUGGAACAGGCCUUUUAUUCAUUGAUUAAAUUUUAAGCACAACAGCCGUUUAACCCUGGGAGGACUGAUGUUACGAGAGGUGACGUUUUCACUUUAUGUGGUCUCUCAGGUGUAGGAGAGAACCACAAGUCCCACCUGCCUUCUUGGGACAGAAAGAGUCCCUAAACCCAGCAAGGCACCUGCAUUUACAUAGCGCCUUUCAUGCCCUCAGCACAUCCUAAAGCAUUAUCUGACCAACGAAGCCUGUGCUUAUGGAGUCAUAGAAUCACGCAACAUGGAAGCAGGCCAUUCGGCCCACCAUGUCCAUGCCAACCAGUGGGCACCCACCCGUAUCAAUCCCACCUUCCAGCACUCGGCCCAGAGCCUUCAAUGUCUGGGCAAUUCAACUGCUUGUCUAGACACUUCUUAAACGCUGUCAGUGCCUCUGCUUCCACCGCUGUCUCUGGUCAUACGCUCCAGGUACUCGCCACUCUCCGGGUGAGAGAGGUCCCCCUCAGAUCCCCGCUAAAUCUCUUCCCCCUUAUCCUACACUUGUGUUGUUUACCUCUGAUACGGAGAUAUGUUUCCUGCAGUCUACCCUAUCUACACUCCUCAGUUUUAUUUACCUCAGUCACGUUCCCUCUUAACCUCCCGCUCCAGGAAAACAGGCCCAGCCUCUCCUCAUAGGUGAAACUUCUGGUCUUGGCUGCCAGGACAGCCUCUGUGAACUCGAACUCAUCUAAAGCUCCCCAACUCACACCAGAGUUCAAAACAGGGGUUUGGCUCAGCACAGCUCGACAGACCUGACCCAACCUGUGUGUGUGUGUGUGUCUCUCUCUCUCUCUCUCCUCCAUUCUUUUUUUCUCUCCUCCUUUUUCUCUCCAUUUUUAUUUUUACGUUUCACCUUCCAUCCCUCCCCUUUUCCCUUCUCCUCCUCCCUCUUUCUUUCACUCUCACUGCCUUUCUACAUCUCUGAUACUCUGACCGCACGUCUCUAACCUGAUCCAACCUGAAAGGUUUGAAAUCCUGAACAUCCACGCUGAACCUGAGGCGUUUGGGUUGGGUCAGUUCGCACUGAUCCAUUCACCACCCAUCAUCUCUCUGCUCACUGACUUGGCUCCCCGAAUAAACAACAUCUCAAUUUUCAAUUUCUUACGUUUAUUUUCAACUCUUCCCAUGGGCUCCUUGCCAACUUCUCUCUAAGUCUGUUGCCCUCCAGCUCUUUAGCACACUGAAGUAUCUCUGCACCUCCAAUUCUGACCUCUAUACCAUCCCUGUAUUUAAUCUUGCCAUCAUUGACUGCCAUCCAGUCAGCUCCCAAGGCCAAAAGCUCUGAAAUUCCCUAAACGUCUCCACCUCCCUACCCCUCCUCCCUCAUACAGAACCCUCCUUUAAAGCUACCUCUGUGAUUAAACUUUUGUUCACCUUCCUUAAAGACUAGGGCACAUUUUACUGGACUAUGCUCUUGUGACAUGACAAAGGACAUUGUCCGAUAUUAAAGGCUCCUUAUAAUCAGAAGUUAUUGUAGUCAGUGUUGAAACAGAAGCACAAACUCAUGAUGGACCCAUCUCCCAAUGGGGCAAUACAGAGUCAUAGAGUCAUACAGCACGGAAACAGGCCCUUCAGCCCAACUGGUCCAUGCCGAGAAAGGCGCCCAUAUAUGGGGCAGUAUAGCUUGGUACCACUCAUUGAAAAUUAUUCAGACCUGAACUCUGAAUUCCGUUAUCGUCAUCUCUCUCUUUCUCUUCGAAGACUUGAACUUAAAAUCUAGCUCUUUAACCAAGCAUUUGGUUACAUGACCUGAAAUAUCCCUCUGUGGCUGAGAGUUAGUUUGUCUGAUUACUCCAAAGCACUCUGGGACACUUUGCGAUGUGAAAGCCAUAUCUAGAAAUGUAAGACUGUGAAUCCUGUAGAAUUUGGAACCUAUCAGUAGAAUCAAUCCUAAGUGUCAAAUAUCUAUAACCAUCUGAACCCUUCACCCUCAGAUCUCUGCCCCUGUUGGUUCUGCAUUCAACCAGUCAAGUGGAGAGCUUUCCACUACAUUCCUGACCUGUGUCCGAUGAUAACUGAUGUAAUGCUCAUUUUUUUUUAUAUGCAACCAUCCUUCUGGAGGAAUGACAUUGGUAGAAGUUGCUGUAGUUUCUGCUUACUCUGCUCUUUCAGCGGAUUGUUUUCUGAGUAAAUUGACCUUGUUGUACAAUAAACAGAUUGUCGUGAGCCACAUAUCCUGAUCCAUUUCCAACUCACUGGCUGUCAGAGUUGUCAAUAAAUCCACUAU
Molecule: messenger RNA, 3463 nt
Organism: Pristis pectinata (smalltooth sawfish)
Lineage: Eukaryota; Metazoa; Chordata; Chondrichthyes; Rhinopristiformes; Pristidae
Exons: 7
Coding region: 338-883 (181 amino acids)
Source: RefSeq, a predicted model, not a curated record